This is a messenger RNA of Cooperia oncophora, 279 nucleotides long. Lineage: Eukaryota; Metazoa; Nematoda; Chromadorea; Rhabditida; Trichostrongylidae. The record is from the annotation of a GenBank genome assembly.
AUGUUCGUUAUAUUUGCUGCAACCAUGGCGGUCUUUAUUUUUGGCAUAGCGUUGGCUAUUGUAAGCUUAUUUGUAUACAUACGUUGGCUUCAUGUCGCAUUCUCAGCUAUAGUAUGUGUCUUAUUUAUGGUCCAUUUAGCCCUUGAUAUACAGAUGAUAUUGGGAGGACGAAAAUACGAAAUAUCACCGGAAGAUUAUGUUUUUGCUGCUCUCAUGCUAUUCAUAGACAUCUAUGAGAUCUUCAUCAACUUGCUGAAUCUUUUCAAUGCGGCCAAUUAA